AUGGCAGUUGAAGCUCAGCAUCUCAAUCUAUUUUAUCCCCAGAUUCUCAGCAACAGAGAAUUGGUGAUGAACGGCGUCGAAGGUAACGAAAACGUGUUUGGUGCGACGUCGGUGUACGGAGUGGUUGCUUCAGCAUCGAGAACGGCGGCGGCUGGGAUGGAGAGUGCGGUUUCGAUGUACGGCUCGUCAAUCGCCGCCGCACUUCCGAUGAAAGCGCCGGCGGAGAUGAAGUCCGACAUCGGUCUGACCUGUGUUCCGGCCUCGAGAAAGCGGUCGCGGGAGGCGGUUAAUACUCUGUUCUCGUCGUUCGGUGGUUUCACUUUCCUCGGUGAGGAUAUCUCGCUUCAGAUCCAACAGCAGCAACUGGAGAUCGAUCGGUUCAUAGCUCAAAACUCAGAAAAUGUGAGAAUGGAAAUGGAGGAGAGGCGACGGAGGCACGCGAGGAGGAUCGCGGCGGCGGCGGUGGAGAGCCUCUCCAAGCGGCUUAAAGUCAAGGAGGAAGAAAUCGAGAAGAUCGGAAAACUGAACCACGCGCUGGAGGAACGGGUCAAAUCUCUAUGCGCCGAGAACCGGAUAUGGCGGGACCUGGCUCAUGCGAACGAGGCGGCGGCGAACUCCCUGAGAUCCAAUCUGGAGCAAGCCAUCGCUCAGGCGCGAGACGGAGACCGCCGGCAGGCCGACGAAGUCAGCUCCUCCUGCGGCAGCAAUCACGGCGAGGGCGGCGGCCGGAUGUGCCGGAGCUGCGGCAGGGAGGAAUCGUGUGUGUUGCUCUUGCCGUGCAGACACAUGUGCCUCUGUACCGUCUGCGAGUCCACGCUUCACACGUGUCCCAUCUGCAACGCUACCAAAACUGCCAGCGUUCACGUUAACCUCGCCUGUUGA
Striga hermonthica is the source of this 882-nucleotide messenger RNA. NCBI's taxonomy places the organism in Eukaryota, Viridiplantae, Streptophyta, Magnoliopsida, Lamiales, Orobanchaceae. The record is from the annotation of a GenBank genome assembly.